This is a messenger RNA of Pleuronectes platessa (European plaice), 1356 nucleotides long. It is a transcript of the gene hes1, whose product is annotated as hairy-related 6. Gene Ontology annotation, biological process: regulation of transcription by RNA polymerase II; Notch signaling pathway; anterior/posterior pattern specification. Gene Ontology annotation, molecular function: DNA-binding transcription factor activity, RNA polymerase II-specific; protein dimerization activity; RNA polymerase II cis-regulatory region sequence-specific DNA binding. The record is from RefSeq and is a predicted model, not a curated record. The coding region runs from base 220 to 1047 and encodes 275 amino acids. Gene Ontology annotation, cellular component: nucleus. The transcript has 4 exons. Lineage: Eukaryota; Metazoa; Chordata; Actinopteri; Pleuronectiformes; Pleuronectidae.
GCAGCCAACAGAGACUCUGCAUCCGCUCCUGACAGCCGCUGCCGCUGCGCAUCGCUCUGACGGAUUUUAACCUCAUCUCAGGAUUUUGGUCUUUCUCCGCGGGAGAGGGGACUUUUUUUAUAAUAAUUUUACAACGCUGAAAUUAUUCACCGUCCUUCCUCCUGCACCAUUGGACCGUAAUUUGUCGUGGUUUUGUGGGAUAUUUCGAAUCAUAUAAAGAUGCCUUCCGACAUGAUUGAAAAAACCUCCUCCUCCCCGGUCGCUGCGACCCCGGCAAGCAUGAACACAACCCCCGAUAAACCCAAGACAGCGUCUGAGCACAGAAAGUCAUCCAAGCCAAUUAUGGAAAAGAGGAGAAGAGCCAGAAUCAACGAGAGUUUGGGGCAGCUGAAAACUCUCAUCCUGGAUGCGCUCAAAAAAGAUAGCUCCAGACACUCGAAGCUGGAAAAGGCUGACAUCCUUGAGAUGACAGUGAAGCAUCUCCGGAACCUCCAAAGGGCUCAAAUGACCGCUGCCCUCAACACAGACCCGACUGUGCUUGGGAAAUAUCGCGCCGGCUUCAGCGAGUGCAUGAAUGAAGUCACCCGGUUCCUCUCCACCUGCGAAGGCGUCAACACCGAGGUCAGGACGCGGUUGCUCGGUCACCUGGCCAACUGCAUGACCCAGAUCAACGCCAUGAACUAUCCCAGCCAGCAUCAGCACCAGCACCAGCUCCCCACCAGCGCCGGACCCACGCACCCGUCUUUCGGCCAGUCGAUGGUCCAGAUCCCCAACUCGUCCCCGCAGGUCCUGCCCAUGAACGCGGUGUCCUGUAAAGGAGGCUCCUCGCCCGCCAGUUUGCCAUCGGACGCCACCAAACUGUACGGAGGCUUCCAGAUCGUGCCUGCCACAGACGGACAGUUUGCAUUCCUCAUACCCAACGCGGCGUUCGCUCCCAAUGGCCCCGUCAUCCCGGUGUACGCGAACAACGUCAACACGUCGGUGCCGGCUGCGGUUUCCCCCGGAGCGCCAUCAGGCAACUCGGACUCCGUGUGGAGACCCUGGUGAAAAGUGGGGGAAAGGACCAUAAGACUUUAAAAUGACACUUAAUAGUUCUCUCUUUGUUCGAUGUUAGAAAAACUUGUUUUGAAUCUGUUUUCUCUUGUAAAAUGGAAAGAGUAUGCACUAUAUUUGUACAGCUAACAAGGGAGUAAAGUUCAUAUUGAAAUGAGAUUUGUAUCGUGGAAGUCCGUUCACUGCAUUUUUAAAUAAUUAAGUUGUACUUUUUUUACUCAGUGAUGCCAAAGAUAUGUUCAAUGCUCUUAUGCUGUUCUUCGUUUUGGAAGACAAAUAAAUUUGUAAAGAUUUUAAAAAAGA